AUGCACCGCGUCGGACUCGUCCAACUCACCAGCUCGGCUCGCAACAGCCCGUUCGGCGCCGAGAAGGCCGCAUUCGAAAAAUCGACGGCCAACAUGAAAGGAGGUGUUGUUCCAGAAGCGCUGAAAAUCAAGAAAUUCCAAGCGGCGGUGACGCCGUCGCCACUCUCCGCUGGCCUCAAAUCAUCGCCGUUCGACGUUUUCGCUGGAGCAGAGACAAAGGAGAACGUGGAGACGCAGACAGUCUUCGAGACCCACACAACCUCCACCCAAACCCAAAUCUCCGUCGCGCAUGUUCAACCAAAAAUCGUCGAAUCCGAUCUCACUGCGGCCACGCCCACAAUCAAUUAUCUGCGAGUGAUGGCCGAUCGUCUCCAGAUGGAUCAGGACGAUGAGAUGGAGGAGAACGGGCGGCUCAUUCGGGAAUUGGGAGAUUUGGAGGAGCAGCAGCGAAAGCUCGACGACGACAUGGAGAUCCUUCUCGAGGUGUUGGCCGAUAUCGAUGAGGAGCAAGCGGAUGACGAGAUUGGCAUUGCUCAUGUUUAA
Messenger RNA from Caenorhabditis briggsae, 543 nucleotides. It is a transcript of the gene Cbr-gmn-1, whose product is annotated as Protein CBR-GMN-1. The transcript has 2 exons. Lineage: Eukaryota; Metazoa; Nematoda; Chromadorea; Rhabditida; Rhabditidae. The coding region runs from base 1 to 543 and encodes 180 amino acids. The record is from RefSeq and is a predicted model, not a curated record.